Molecule: messenger RNA, 357 nt
Organism: Botrytis fragariae
Lineage: Eukaryota; Fungi; Ascomycota; Leotiomycetes; Helotiales; Sclerotiniaceae
Exons: 1
Coding region: 1-357 (118 amino acids)
Source: RefSeq, a predicted model, not a curated record
AUGUCAACCCCCAGACCGCGUUCAUCAACCCAAUCACCAGCGGAAAACCAACAGAUUUACGAUUAUUAUUCACAGUCGAAAAUGGCACAGCAACCUCAACAGCCACAAAAAAGUCUCUGGGAUCGUGAACCAGCAGAUGUCGCAAAUAUGCCACCGGUCUACACUCAAGAAUACGAAUACAAGGCGCCAGCCCAACCUCAACCUACAUACCUAAUGACUGAUGGAAAGGGAGGACCGAGGGAAGUGGUAUAUGUUCAGCAACAAAAGGUUGAGAAGAAACACAACAAAGAUGAUGUCGCUUUAGGAUGUUGUGCAGGAUGUGCGGCAGCUUGCUGUUGUGGUUGUAGCGUGAUGUGA